GUCGCAUGAUAUAAAUAGUGCGAGAGCAAGUCCCAUUGCGCGAAAGGGGUGAAACUAAGUCCCGGAUAGCGUACUCACUCGUGAUGUCCGGUGUGCAUGCGUGUGAGGACAAUAAAGGGAGGGCGUGGUAGGAGGACGGGGUCAGCUCGAGAUGGCCUUCCUUCGCUCGCUCUCCGCGCUUGUCGCUUGCCUCAGUCUUGCGUGGACCAGCAAUGGCCAGGGACCAUAUCCGGGCCAGAUCAAAAACUUGGUAACGUUCGGUGACUCCUAUUCUGAUGUGUAUGUCCCGGGAGACAACGGCACCUCAUGGCCCACCUACGCAGCGAUGUAUGGCAACUUCACGCUGUACCCUUUCGCCAAGUCUGGAGCAACGUGCUCAAACUACCUGACCUACAAGCCGUUCCCACCCGUCUUCGAGUAUCAGCUCCCGCUGUACUUCACGGAGAAGUACAACGGUUCCCUCGAGCUUGACCCGACAAGCACCAUCUACACGCUCUGGAUCGGGACAAACGACGUCGGUGUCAACGCGCUCCUGACGGGGAGACAGACUCCAGGAGUCACGCUCUGGGUGAAGGUGUUGUACACCAGCGGCGCCAGGAACUUCGUCUUCCAGAACAUGCUUCCUCUUCAAGAUACUAUCCUGUACUCGGCUGACUCCUAUCCCAAUCGGUACUGGACUGCAGAGCGGAAUUCAACAGAGUGGAACGUGAUGAUGACCGAGAUCACGAACACCGGAAACGCCCUAGGAGCACAUCUCGGUUACUUCAACUCGUUCGGGCUUGUGGCCGACAUUCGUGCCAAUCCCCAGAACUACCUGAACGGCACCGCUCCGUUGAACGUCACCGGAUGCAUCAAUUCGUGCGUAUACCAGUUGAACGAGAACACUGCGGGUCCGGUGACUUGCGACGUCGCUGAAGGAACAGCACGGGACAGCUUCCUGUGGUACUCGGUUUCAGGUAUGAUGAAUUGCACCCGUCCGAGCAGACCGACAGGGUCAUCGCCAGAGAGAUUGCGUCAGCUAUUGUGCGGAACUCGACGGACUGGAUAACUUAGAUCCAAGGACUAGGGUAAUAUAACAAGACAAGCGCAUGAGCGUUCUCGGCACCUGUAUCGAAGCACCAGCUUCCUGGCG
Fomitopsis serialis is the source of this 1132-nucleotide messenger RNA. RefSeq lists its product as uncharacterized. Gene Ontology annotation, molecular function: hydrolase activity, acting on ester bonds. Lineage: Eukaryota; Fungi; Basidiomycota; Agaricomycetes; Polyporales; Fomitopsidaceae. Bases 152 to 1048 code for a protein of 298 amino acids. The transcript is spliced from 8 exons. The record is from RefSeq and is a predicted model, not a curated record.